Sitodiplosis mosellana (orange wheat blossom midge) is the source of this 2166-nucleotide messenger RNA. It is a transcript of the gene Lerp, whose product is annotated as cation-independent mannose-6-phosphate receptor. The transcript is spliced from 12 exons. Gene Ontology annotation, molecular function: signaling receptor activity; D-mannose binding. Bases 1 to 2166 code for a protein of 721 amino acids. Gene Ontology annotation, biological process: lysosomal transport. NCBI's taxonomy places the organism in Eukaryota, Metazoa, Arthropoda, Insecta, Diptera, Cecidomyiidae. The record is from RefSeq and is a predicted model, not a curated record.
AUGAAGUUAAAUAGUGUUGGUUAUUGUUAUAUUUUCUAUGGAUUUAUUGUGAUUGCUGGCGCUACGCUUGUUGAGGACCAUUCGGCUGAUGUAAAGGGAAACCAAUGUAAACUCCAAGAACCGGUCUAUGGAACACAAUUUGAUCUCAAUCCAUUGCAUUCGACCGUUGAGCACAAGACUGGAGGCAAUGGUAACGAUAUCAUGGAAUUCAAUGUGUGCAACAAAAAUCCAACUAAAGUAUGUGCGGGUGCCAAGUCAGCAGCGUGUCUAACUCGAAACGGCAAAGAAUAUAAAUUCGGUACACAAGUCGAUGCCGAACCUAUUUAUACGAAUGGUCGUAUCUAUUUCAAUUUUACGGGGGAUGUUUGCAACAAAAACACCAAUGAAUCAUUCACUCUGCUCAUUAUCACAACGUGUGACUACUCAUCCCAUAUUCAGAAUCCAACUGUUCUAAUGCCCUAUACCGAUGAACAAUGCACCUUUGUAUUGAUGUGGAGAACGAGUGUUGUGUGCCAUCCAUUGACCGGACCAUUGAGCUCAAAUACAUGUACAGCAAAGGACCCAAAAAGUGAUCACGUAUUCAAUUUGAUGCCAUUGAGUGAUUUCAAUCACAAGAUUUCAUUGAAAAACAAUGCCGAAUUCUUGAUAAACAUUUGCAAACCAACGCUAUAUGGUCACAAUGAGAUGUGUCCACCGAAUACCAGUAUUUGCUUCGACCAAUCAUCCAAGAUAAAUGUGACAAAGCGAUUCAAAAACUAUGGCACCACCGCUACCGAUCCAACGUACGAGGAUGGCAAACUAUUUAUGAAAUUUACAUCGCCGGAGAAAUGCAACGCUACCGACAAAAAUAUCACAUCCGUCAUCAAUUUUGUAUGCGAUGAACUGAAUCAGUUGGGCGAACCAGAAUUCAUUGGUGAGGCAAAUUGUGAAUAUCGAUUUAGAUGGGAAACAUCGCUAGCUUGCAAAAAUGUCACUCCAUGCCGUGUAAUUGACCCCAUCACUGAUUUUGUCUACGAUUUGAAAGAACUGUCUGGCAAACAGUACACUGCACAAAAGGAUGAAAAGAAAUAUGUGUUCGGUGUGUGUACGGAGCCGAAGGAACCAUGUAACGGCAGCACUGGGGCUUGUCUGGUGACUGGUGAUAAAAACGGGCAAUCUUCAUCGAUGGGCAUCGUGAGCAGUGAUCUGCAAUUGUCUGAAGAGAGUUUCGAGGCUCCGUACCUUCUGUACAAGGGUGGUUCAGUUUGUGGAUCAUUAGAAACACAUUGGACGACCAAAAUCGAAUUUGCUUGUCAACUGGAUGGGAUGGCAGCUGGACCAAAGAUUAUCGAAAAUGGCAAUUGCUCGCUCAUCAUUCAAUUCGUUACAAAAUUGGUUUGCGCACAUCAAUAUGAGAUUUCAUGCAAGGCACACGAUGUGUACACUGAUCAGCAGAUUGACUUAACGUCACUCAAGGGUACGACACACAAUUACUUGGCCCGGAUAAAUGAUACAGUAAAAUCGAAGCAACCAACCGGAGUAUUGUACUAUUUGAAUGUAUGCCGACCGCUCGUACCACAAUACGGACUCAGUUGCAACGCUAAUUCUGCUGCAUGUCGGGCACUAUUAAAUGGAACAAAAAAUCCUGAACAAGAGCAAAGUUUGGGAUAUCCACGAGCAUCGUUGACAUUUGUAAAUACGGACCGUGGAUCUAGGCCACAGUUGAAAUAUUUAGAUGGAAGCUUCUGUCCACAGGAUAAAUCAACAAAAUUGUCGUCACAAAUUGAAUUCUACUGUGAUCCAUCGGUUGGAAAGGGAACGCCAAUUUUGCAAGGAAUUUCCAAUGAAUGUCAUUAUGAAUUUGAAUGGCCCACAAAUAUCAUGUGCCCCACUCAUACUGGUGAAUUCCUUGGAAAAACCUGCGAAAUACACAACAGCCAAAUCAACAAAAGUCUCAAUCUGCAUGACAUUUUCCCAAAUGGUUUAUUAACGAUUGAUUACGCGGGCAAACCCAUGGAAAUAGAUUUGUGCAAAAACAGCAAGAACAUUGAAAUAGACUACACUCAGAGCACUGUAAAACUGUUUUACGAUGAAAAAGCCUCAUGUGGAAAAUACUACUUGGAUAUGGUGGCACACGCAACCAAGUGUGCACCAAAUGACCGGCAAUAUAUUUCGCCGUAUCGAUAA